This is a messenger RNA of Gigantopelta aegis, 12500 nucleotides long. RefSeq names its product formin-like protein. The transcript is spliced from 30 exons. NCBI's taxonomy places the organism in Eukaryota, Metazoa, Mollusca, Gastropoda, Neomphalida, Peltospiridae. Gene Ontology annotation, molecular function: small GTPase binding; actin filament binding. The record is from RefSeq and is a predicted model, not a curated record. Gene Ontology annotation, cellular component: cytosol. Gene Ontology annotation, biological process: cell migration; cortical actin cytoskeleton organization; regulation of cell shape. Bases 153 to 3272 code for a protein of 1039 amino acids.
UCCGCCCUGGAAAUGGGCUAACUGCAACACAAAACAUUGUGAAAACAUGACAAGAAAGCGCUUUAUUUAUUUCCUGCCUCGAUAGCAGUGAUUAAGUAUGGUUUUUGACACUUAACAGUAUACUAGCAGCUUGAUAAUAUAAACCCGCACCCAUGCAAAAUAUGGGAAAUUCGGAAUCCAACAGCCAUGACCACCGUGGGCUUGAACACCGAAAACCAUCGAUGCCGAUGCCAAUACGGUUACCAAUGCCGGAGACCGCCGAGUUGGAUAAACGGUUCACGAAGGUCUUGGCUUCUAUGGAUUUACCACCUGACAAGGCUAAAGUUUUGAAGAGCUACGAUGAUGAAAAGAAGUGGGAUUUAAUAUGUGAUCAGGAGCAAGUCCAUGCUAAGGACCCCCCACAUGUAUAUUUAGACAAACUGAAGACAUACCUGGACCCACGAGCAACCCGCAGUUCUCGCCAAAGAGUGUAUAUGGCCCUACACAACAUGGUAACGUUUCCCCAGUGCACUGACAGUAAGCGAAAGAUUCUUGGCGAUUCUACGUCGACACAAGUUCUCAGGGAUCUUGAGAUAUCUUUACGGACCAAUCACAUAGAAUGGGUGCGAGAAUUCCUAAACGAAGAGAACCAAGGGUUGGACGUGCUUGUCGACUACCUGUCUUUUACGCAAGUUGUCAUGAGACGAGAACAGCUCCUGUCCCAGGAAAAGACGGCGAGCCUCGACUCUGGGUUAAGUCGGAGUCCCAACAGGAGGCUGAGGAGAUCGAACACCCUGGGCUCUCCCCCCCGCAGUUUGAAAUAUUCCAGCAAACUCAACAUGGGGGAGGCCCGUGAUGAUGUACACGUCUGCAUAAUGUGCCUACGAGCCAUCAUGAACCACCAGUAUGGUUUCAACCUUGUGAUUUCCCACAGACAAGCCAUUAACUGUAUAGCUAUGAGUUUGAAUCACAGAAGUUUAAGGACCAAGGCUUUAGUUUUAGAGUUGUUAGCCGCAGUUUGUCUUGUCAGUGGUGGACAUGAGAUUAUCCUGUCAGCUUUUGAUAACUUCAAAGAGAUGUGUGGAGAGGGUCCACGGUUUGAAACACUAAUGGAUUAUUUUAAAAAUUAUGAAGAAUUCCACAUAGACUUUAUGGUUGCCUGUAUGCAGUUUAUCAACAUCGUUGUCCAUUCUGUUGAGAAUAUGAAUUUCCGCGUCCAUCUUCAACACGAGUUCACUGAGAUCGGCUUGGACGAUUACCUGGAGAAACUUCGCCAUACAGAGAGUGACCGGCUGGCAGUCCAGGUUCACGCCUACCUGGACAACAUGAUUGACGUCGCCCAGCUCCUCGAGGAUUCCGAGACGAAGACGGAGGCGCUGGAGAAAGUGGCCGAGUUGGAAGAUGAAGUUUCACAUGUAAAUGAACGGUUGCAGGAAGUGGAGGAAGAGGCUCUGAGGAAAACAGUGGAACUGGAGAAGCAACUGUCGGACGCACUAACGGAACUGGAGUCAAUGAAGGACAUGAUGAAGGAGCAAGAGUAUGAGAUGAACACCCUGCGACUGACGGUCAACGAGAAGGACGAGGAGUCUCGCAAGAGACAGAGCAUGCUGGACGCCAAGCUACAGGAGCUGGAGCACCUCCGUGUCCAGGUAUCAGGAAUGGUGCCGCUUGCUAACGGUAAGAUUGAAGCGGAUGAUCCUGGUGCGCCCGGACUGCCGCCUGUUCCAAUUUCCAUACCAAAAGCUGUUUCUCCACCACCCCCACCUCCCCCUCCUCCCCCACCACCACCCCCAUUUUCAGGAGCACCUCCACCGCCUCCACCACCAGGAGCUGGAAUACCCAAUGUUGCAGCCAUGACAAUAAAGCGUAAAAUACAAACAAAAUACCGACUACCAAUCCUGAACUGGACUCCACUGAAGCCGCAGCAGGUUAAGGGAACGAUAUUCUCCGAUCUGGACGAUGAGAACCUUUAUGAGGUGAUAGACUUUGGUGAUUUUGAGGAGACGUUUCGACUGGGGCCCAUCGGUCAUGCGCGGAGUUCGGGCAGUGAAACACCCAAGCUGUACCAGAAGAACAAGAAACCCACCAGCGUGUCGCUGCUGGAGCCCAAUCGCCUGCGCAAUGUCGCUAUAACGCGCCGGAAGAUGGAGAUGACAAACGAGGAGAUUGUGAAGGCCAUCCACAACGUGGACUUGAAGAGGCUCUCACUGGACAUGGUGGACAUCUUGCUGACCAUCCUCCCAAACGACCAGGAGCAUAAACUGUACCGUGAUUAUGAGAGAGAGAAGAAACCUAUAGAUACCCUGUCUGAUGAAGACAAGUUUGUCAUGCAGAUGUGCCGUGUUGAGAGGUUGACACAGAAGCUGACAAUUAUGAGCUUCAUAGGAAACUUCUAUGACAACAUCCACCACCUACAACCGCAAGUGAAUGCCAUCAUAGCUGCUUCAAUGUCGGUGAGAAGCUCACAGAAAAUCAAGAAACUUCUUGAGAUUAUUCUUGCGUUUGGAAAUUACAUGAACAGUGCUAAGCGUGGGGCUGCCUAUGGAUUUAAGCUGCAGAGUUUGGACAUGUUGGUGGACACAAAAUCUGGCGACAAGAAAGUGACUCUGAUGCAUUUUCUGGUGCUAACAAUACAGGAGAAGUUUCCUGAUCUUCUCAACUUCGACUCAGAACUUCGCUUCAUUGAGAAGGCUGCUGUUGUUUCCAUGGAGAACAUUUCCACAGAUAUCCAUGAGUUGGAAAAAGGUUUUGAUUUGACAAAGAAAGAGUACAACGCCCGCAAGGAUUCCAAGGAUUGUCCAGUAAUCCUGAAGGAUUUCCUGGUCAACUCUGAGGAGCGCUUCAAGAAACUUCUUGCCGAUGUGAAAACAGCUCAAGAUGCUUACAAACGUGUAGUUGAACACUUUGGUGAGAGUACAAGAUCUACAUCACCAACGACGUUCUUUUCUAUAUUUGUACGAUUUGUUGCUUCAUUUAAGGACGCACUUCUUGAGAAUGAGCGUAGGAAGAAGUUGGAAUAUGCAAACAUGGUGGAGCCAAAUAUGUCCAUGGCUCUGAAGAAAGAUAAGAAAAUGUCACAGGAGGCGAUGGUUUCCGAGCUGAAGAGUCGCAACCGACAGAUCAAAGACAAGAAACUGCUCAACAAAGACGAGGUUUACCAUGGAGCCCUGGAAGACAUACUGCUAGAUUUGAAGAACGAGCCGUACAGACGUGCGGACGCUGUCCGUCGCAGUCAGAGACGGAGAGUGGAGAACAUGAUCAUUCCAUCGACAGGACGCAGUGAGAUCUUCUAAACCACGCGUGCUGGUACUGACGUGUGUUUGUACUGAUGUGUGUUGGUACUGACACCUGUUUGUUCUGACGAGUGUUGGUAUUGACACAUGUUGGUACUGAUGCAUGUUUGUUCUGACGCAUGUUGGUACUGACGCAUGUUGUUCUGACGCGUGUUGGUACUAACACAUGUUGGUACAUGACACAUGUUGGUACUGACGCGUGUUGGUACUGACACUGUUGGUACAUGACGCAUGCUGAUACUACUGUGUAGUGCAGAUAUGACCGGUCCUGUAUGGUGAUAAGUCGGAAUCGGUAUUGAUGCCACUUGCAUAAUUAACCAGGUUGUCCGUUCCAUGGUGCCAGAAGCAAUUUUAACCCUUUGAGUGGUGAGACGUCUUCCUCCAAUGCUGGUAGUACCUGCAGUCAUGUCUGGACUAGAGGAGGGUCGGUAGUAACUCUUCAUAUUUGUGGAUGAGGCCUCUGUGGUGAAACAAUCACAUAUACAAAUUAGCAGUUUGCGUCAUGGUGCUUCACUUUGAAACUGGAAAUUGCACAUACACAAUAUAUGUUGAAUUUUACUGUAUAUUAAUAAAACAAACGAUAAAUCCAUUUAUUAGGAGUUGGAGAUGUAUCGACAGGCUGAUGUCAUCCGGCUAAAGCUCCGUGCAUUGUAUUAACACAAAUUGUUGUCUGUUGACUUAGCAGGCAGCCAAGUUAGCAGGAGUUCAUGCUUCCAUAAGAUUACAAGAUGGAUUCCUGCACAUAAUUUUCACGAUUCUGGCAGGAUUGGAGAAAAAAAAUCCACCAAAUUCAAUGCCUGGUUAGUAUUUGAUAUAAAUGCUUCAUUUACCCCUCACAUGUCACAAAUAACCAUUGACCUAUACCAAAGCAUAAGACUUUAAAUACAUAGUAGUCCAAAAUCUUAUUUUAAAAAUUAUUGUUAUUAGCAUUCGUACUUUGAUGCAGAGUGAAUUGUGGCUUUUUUUUUACUGUUAUUUAACAAGUUACCUGUUCUUACUUUUAAUUCCCAUUACCUCCUUAUGCUAAGCAUGUUAAUAGUCUUCUUUCUAAACUAAUUUAUCUCAAAUUUCACCAAGCAGUAAAAAUUAUAUCAUCUUUUCACAGGAAGUAAAAUAAUUAUUUAUUUAUUAUUAUUUUAUUUUUUAAUGGUUUUUUUGUUUAAACAAAUAAAUUAUUACUAGUAUGGAUAUCAUGAUAUCUAAUAUAUUUUAAAUGACAUUUAGUGCGAUUGUUUUAUACCCCUUUUUAAGAAAUCUGAUUUCGACAAUUUUAAAUAACAUGGUUACCUUACCGUGACAUCAAUGUAUAUGUACCAUGUGUGUGAUGUAUGUGACACAUUUUAAUGCAUUGUAACGUUGUAGACAUACAGUGACAUGCGUCAUACAUGCAAGUGAAUACGUAUGCUGAACUAUUGACAGUUGACAAAUGGCUGGAGUGUUUAUGUUUAAUGUUAGCUGUUAAGUAUAAAUGUAAACAUGUCACUUGAAUUGUCACCAUGCCGACAAGACCGACACAACCUGCUUUACAUGCCGUCCUAUGUCUUCCAAUACAUGUUUUAAAUGUGCAGGUUUUUGUGAAUAGUCUUUCUUGUUAAUGACCUACUUAAAGAGAAAUUAUUGGGAAUUUUAUAAGGUUUUUUUUUUUCUAACACCAGGUUUACAGGCUCUGUUGUGCAUCUGCUAUAUCAAAAUUUACAAAAUAUCUUUCCUUUUUUAAACUAGUUUGAAGCACUAAUUGAUUACUAGUUUUUAUUACAUACCCAUUUAAAUCUUAUUGCAGUAAUAAUAGCCAAUGAUUGCUGGUUGCUGACUUAUUUUAACAAGCAAGACUUACUAACUUCUAUAUAUUUAUAUGCCGACAUUAUUUGUCAGGACAUAACAAAUGGAUGAUGAUGAUUAGAUGGAUGGUGAAACCACAGUAUUUCCUUUCCUUUUGGUAUAGUACUGCUUGACGGGGCCGUGCUCCACACUUCCUGUCAGUUGAGCUUUCUCUGUAUUACCAGAGACAGGGGUACACGGAACCUGCAGUGUCCGUCUGGUAAUCAUCCCCCAUGUGGGGUCAUACAGUCGGGAGACACACCCAUAAUCCGUGAAGUGGGUGAAACUGUGUAUGUGGUCUUACACCUCCCCCAUUGAGCCUUGUGGUGCACUCACUCUGGGUUUGAGCUGGUACUGAAUGAAAAAUGCCCCUUUGCCUCAGGUGGGAUAUGAACCCAGUACCUACUAGCCACAAGUCGAUGGCAUAACCACUAAAGCACUGAGACUAUAAAAAUGUGUCCCAAUUAAGCUUUUAUAAGAAAAUAGGAAUUCUAUAACAAUGAAAUGUACACGACGUCUCUGUACUAUUUUACAAGUCCUUGUGUUGUUAAUGGAUUUCACUUUUAAAGACAUUAUCCCUAAUUAUAAUGUAGUGAAUAUUCUUCUUUUUUCACUAUUACCAUUAAAUUACACAUUAUUACUGCUUAAAUUAUAAAUUUUUGGCAAAUCGGUGAGUUUUUGGUUAUCCCUGUUCUUGUAGUAGGUCCAAACUGUAACACUUUAUGUGUAACGAAAAGGUUACGUAUCUCAGAAACUGGAGUCAUCGACUUUAAAUAGGUGCUAACAGAGCUUGUGAAUUUGGUUUCAGAAAUAAGUGAUCAGUUCUUCUUUACCAAAUUACACUGAUCUUCUUUUUGUGCUGUUCAGCUUUGCUUAUAUUUGUGUAGUUGCCAAUGGGAUCAGUUGCAUAUCAAGAUGAUAAAGUACGCAGUUUGGUUUUAUUUUUUUACGGCUUUAUUUUUAAAUCUGUUGUAUGUUUGUCCAUCUCACAAUACUUAAAAAUGGUUUAUUUGGUACCUCCCCCACACCUUUCGUCUUGUCUUUACAAAGUAAAGAGACUAGGUGACUUUUCCAGCGAUGACUUCAACUUGUGUGUAGCUUAAAGUUAAAAGUUUUGCAGUUAGUGCCACAUUGAAGUUAUGUCCUCCAUCAGUGAAACUUGGUUUGUAGUUACAUCUACAAUUGUUCACCUCAAUGCGCGAUUUAAAAAAAAAUUAGAAAUUUAUUAAAAUUAAACUUUAAUUCAUUUUUUUUUUUUUUAAGUUUAAAAAAACAGACAUGCAUUGAGAUAACAGUGGUAGGUGAUACAUCUCGGGCCUAAUUCACAAAGGUCUCUUAGGCUCUUCUAGACAACAAGUUGCAAGAGUUUAGUGAAUUAGGCCCCUGAUCUUGUUCCAAAAUAAGUGUCGAUACAUAAUUGGAGAAAAGAAUAUGUCCAAAUCACACGUAGUAUAGAUUUAACUAAACUAUUUUUGAUGCUCUUUUUACGCAUUAAAAACUAAAUAUUUAGUUUUGCUAGACUUGAAUUUUAGUGUAUUUUUACUUUUGUAUAUGGAAAAUAGUACCACCCAUUUCAUUUGACUACCAAUUUGCAUACUUUACCUACUAAUGCAUCUUACUUUGAAAGAUUGAAUGAAAAUAUUUCAAGACAUGAACAGAAUUAUGUACUGGACCCCCAGAAUAUUUUUGAUAGUUACUUUGUUCUUCCAUAUUCAAAAUUUAAGUAAUUCUUCAUGAUGUGUUUUACGAAUUGUAAUUCGUUUGCAGACCGCUAAGUGUGAACAGUUGGGCCAAUCUAUAGUCAUUCUAUCAAAAUGUUUUUUUGUAAAUAAUUUCAAUUUGGAUUGACAUAAGAAAAGUAAAAGUGUUUUGGAAAUAACAAAGAAAUACCAUUUGUGUGUGCAAUUUACAAAUCAGUCGGCUCGGAAAUAAAUAACUUGUAGUAAAUUACAUUGUAUGAACAAAAUGCGAUCCCUGUGGGACGGACUAUAGGAUGUUAGUCAUUUCCUAAACCAGAUUCAUACACAGGUUUUUUUUUCAACUUCGAAAGAGUGGAUUUUUGUACCAGCUUAAAAUAUUUUGUUUGUUUGUUUGUGUCUUCUUCUUUUUUUGUAAUAUGUGCAAUUUUAUAUUCAGUGCUUUCCACAUUUAUAUGUCUGUUCAAGUGAAUAGUAAAACGGGUAUUGUAAAUUAAAAAUUGAUUUUAAAAAGUUUGUUCAAAUAUUCAGACAUUAAGUGUUGAUGAAAAUUUGUUUUGUAAAAAACGGUUUCAUUCUGUUUAUAUUGAUUUCAGUAUUUCCAACACAGUUUACUAUUCACUUUAAAUAUUGUAAAUUUUCAUCAUCAUCAAGUUGUUUCAUACGUGGAUAUUCAUCAACACUUUUUAUUAGUUUGCCUUAAAAACCUACUAGCUUUAUAGGUGGGUAUAAAUUAUAAUACAAAUUUACCAUCCCCCCAUUUGUUACAUCUGUUUUGGUAACUGGUAGUAUUAUUAUCUUCAAUAACAAAUUAUAUAUUACACAAUUUUAUAUAUGGUUAUUCUUGGAUGUUUGUCCUGUGACAGAAAUUUGCAGCUCAUGUGUAAAACACACAAUGAGGUGUUAAAACUGGAGACUUUCUGUGUUACAUAGUAUUCACAAUAUUGAUAUGUGCUAUGUUUCACUGAUGUUAACUGUGCAAGUAUAAAUUAUUUAAGUAUUAAUAUUAUACAUAUAAUAAUAUUGAAUAUAUAUGUUUACUGUUAUAAACAAAACUAAGGUAGCUGAUUAUAUGAAUAAAAGUACAAUUAUUUUUUUUAUGUUAUAACCACGAUUGACAUUGAAAAGGUUUUUAACAACAAUUUGCUUUCGUUUCUAAUAAAAAUUUCCCACCUGUUUUCAUAAACAAUUUAAAGUUUUUUCAAUAUAAAAAGUCUCCAAACGUCCUAUACAAAAUAAAAUGGUUGAAUGUGUUUUUUAAUUAAUACACGACCAUGUCACAGUUUUGUUUGUGUAAUUAUUCCCAAUAUGUUGUUAUCAACAUCUAUAAGAAAUUAUUUUUAAUUUUUUAUUACCAUUUACAGGUGCUUGAUUCUAUUACUAGACAUUUUGCGAGAGAAAAAUACAUGUAAACUGAGAUGGAGAUGGGGCCCUUGUGAAUUUACAGAUUCAGUUUAAAUUUUUCAAUCAAAUACAAUUGACAUGUUAUCUGGUGAAGUCCGUAAUUUCAUAUCACCUAGUGCAAGCUUGACUUGUGAUAUGAUUAGAUGUGAAUCAUAUUUGAAAGAAAACGUUAAAACAAUUUGUAUUUUUAAUUUACAUUUGUUAAUUUUCUCAUGUAAAUGUCUAAUAAAUGUCCAAUUGUUUGUAUCCCCCACACCCCCGCACACAAUUUGAUGUACUGAUAGUGUAUUUAUUUCUCAUAUUGUACAUAUUUUGUUUUCUUUUUAUACUAGAAUCGUUUAUGAUCUGUUUUCAUCAUUUGUGUGAUAUGUAUAUUCUGAUAUUCGACACGCUUAGAUAUGUUAAUGAAAUCUGUCAUAUUUUCUAUGUAAAUUAUCUUUAAGUUAGUUUUAUUCUCUGUUACGUUUUUUUUUUUUUUUUUUUUUUUUUUAAUUCCUCUUAUGCCAAAAUAGGUACAUGUAGCUGCUCAACAUAUUAUUCGGCUCUUUAUCUGACCUCCAGUCUAUUUGUCUGACAGGUUAUUAUUAGGUUUUUUUUAUUGCACACGUCUGUCCAUCCAUUUCACCUGCCUUCGAAUUUUUUUUAAAUUGUAAGUCUGCAAUUAAAAAAAAGGCUAUCUUGCGCUUUGCUCUGUUCUAACUAAUGAAACCAUAUUAAUCAAUAUUCUGUUCUAAUAAUUAAAUGGAAUUCUUAACAAAUGUUUACUCUUUUUUUUUUCAUUUCUUUUUUUUCAAUAAAAAUUGUGAUAUUAAAUUAUUGUAAUCUCUCUAUGGUAAUACCCAUCUCAUUCUGAGAAACCAUACAUGUUCAAAAGUGAAAUGAUGGUAUAGGAGAUAUCAGAGUUUAAAUGCUUAUGGGCUUGGAAUACUAAAUACAACAUGAUGUUGGUUUUAGCUGUCGGUAAUGUCACAAUGACAAGAAUACAUCUGAACAUACAUGUUAACUGUUUUUGGGUAAUGCUCAACACAUAUCUCUACUUAAUUAAAACUUGGUUAGCAUUAAAGGAACCUGCAUUAAUGAAUAUUGAUGUAUAUACAUGUAACAUUGUAAUAUGAUUUACUACUUCUUCAGCAUUCAAAAUUUAAUCUAGUACAUAUAAACAUAUAAGACAGUUAUAAAGUAUUGUUCCUUGAUUCAAAAUAAACCAUUUAUCCAUUGCUUUUGUUAUAUAUAUAUAUAUAAUUACAAAGAUUUUGGAGUGAAAUAUUUGGUAGUGUUAAUAUUGGUGUCUGACAAUCUUUAAUGAAAAUAGCUCAAAGCAAAUGUUUUAACAUAAACUGAAAAACUCAGAUAUGUGCUCAAAACUACAAAACACGAUAGCUUACAUUUUUGUGCUUCUACUGUGCACACUUUUUUAUCUUUGUUUUUAACUAUAAUAUUGUUUUAAUGUUGAGGUGUGAUGGCAAAAGAUGUUAAUAAAAGACAUUAUUAUUUAUCUCAAGUAAUACAUUUUAACGUUGAGGUAUGACAGCAAAAGAUGUUAAUAAAAGAAAUUUUUACUUAUCCCAGAUAAUAAAUUUGAACAGGUGGACUAAUGUUUAAAUAUUUCAGCUGGUAUCUUACAUAAUUAAGUUGUGCCACUUAAAAAGACUUGAUAUCACAAUUCAGCAGUAUCAGAUAUUUGGAUCUCAAACUAUGAAAACAGCAGAGCAACUAUGGUACUGACAGUUUACCGGUUUUUAAACAGUUUGUAUACCCAGUGAUGGUCAACUAGUAUUUGCACAAUGUGCCUUUUAUUAAUAUUUAAUCCCAUAGAAUUAUAACAUUUUAUCUGUUUGGUAUUUUAAUAUUAAAAUUGUCAGGAGUUUACUAUGGUAACACGUUUCCUACUAAUAAAGCAGUUUUGAAGACUGAAGUUCAUGUUAAAUAUGCUUUCCUGUUUAGAGAUCAGAAUUGGUAUGCUCAAUGCAUAUUUGACAAUCCUAAUGUUUGUAGUAGACCAAACUUUGUUUUAUUUCUUGAUAUAAAUUUAUUUCAUGUGUAUGAAAUUGUUGGGAGGUUGAUGGUUUACCCAUGCAUGGAUGUAGUACUACACAUCCGGCAAGAGAAGACAAUUCUGCAGUGGCUGUUAUGACUGGUUGUAUAGCAUAUUGGUUGUGCUAGCACUAGGUAAAUAUGAAUAAUAUAAAUUUAAAAAAUGCUAUGUUUUGGUUACUACAAACAUUAGGAUGACCAGAACUGUUGGAUAUACAGCCACCGAUAUUCAAAUGUACUUGUAACUAAUUUUAGUUGUUCAAAUACUGUUAGUCGGAAUCCUGAAAAACGGUAACAAAUCUCAGUUCAGUUUGUUAAAGGAAAAUAAAUAUAAACAAAACAUGCAUUUUAUUUCGAAUAUGGUCUCAUACAACCGAGUUAAAAUGCAAAUUAAAAUAUUUGCUCACCUAAUCAUUAUGCAAUCGGCUUAUGUUGUUAGUUUUAAAACGUACACAACAAUGAAAGUAAUAUUUUAUUCAUGUACAUAAUAUGUGUCAAUGAAUCCCCCCCCCCCCCCCACCUCCUCCGUUGUUUAAUUCCCUUGGUGUUUAUAUUGACCCAUAAUAUGGUGAAAUGGUGUGGUAAGCUUCUUAGUAUAGCAUUUGAUGUGCAUGUAUAUUUGUAUAAAAUGUACAGUGAAGACUUUUAUUACUGGCAUAAGAAGAAACAGCGUGCAUUCAUAGUGUUUUCAGUAGUUUGUAUGCAUUUACAUUGUACCAUAGUUCUCAUGUUUUCUUUUAAGUUUUUUUUUUUUUUAUAUUGGAAUAUCCGAUAGGCCUUUGCUUUGCAUAUUAUGUAGGUUUUGUAUACCGAUAGAAGGAAAUAAGGGAACACUUGGUGUUAUUGAUCAUUUUUAAUUUAUUACUAGCGUAGUAAAAUCUGUAUAACAUACAAAAAUAUCAUGCGAGGUUGAAUAUUGGUAAUGUGGAACUGAAUGUCAGUAACACUAGCUGUUAACUUCCUGAUAUUAAGGAUGAGAGUUUUAGUUGCAGUCAGUCUUCUACGUUUCUAUUCAAGUGAUCCCUUAUUUCUUUCCAUCAGUGUAUAUCAUUAUUUAUUCCAUUGCUUUUAUGAGAUGUUCGAUUCAUUAAAAUGGAUACUUGACUGGCAAGUGUUUAAUACAGGAUUUAUCCUUAAAACAAAAAUUAUUACUGUGACAUAUGUCGAGAGCUUUUCCAAAAAUCUACAUUGUGGAGUGGAGUGAGGGUUGCACCGCCUAUAAAAUUAAAAUAAUAAUAAUGGGUGGGAAUUGGUGAACUGUAAAAAAAGAGGAAAGCUAGAGGGGUCCGGGGUGGUGAACUGUAAAAAAGAGGAAAGGACGAUUGAAAUGCGAGGAAACGCGAUGUUCCAUGAGAGGUAAACUGUGGAUCCGAGGAGAAUUCCCACCCUUGUAAUAAGGAUUUAUUGGGAUGAAUUCCAGUAGACACACAAGCACUAUAAAAUAAUUUAGAUGGCUUAGGCCUACCUCCUCUGCUAGAAAAAAAAGAAGAGAAAAACACCCACCCAAAUGGUCAGAAACUUAUAAAUAAUCUGGAAUAGAUUCAAGAUGUCUAAUGUCUACAGUGGUAAUAGACGGUAGUAAAAUAUUAGGUUUUUUUAAAAUCUGAAAGUGCUUCAGCUAGAUUGCAUAGUAAGCUUAUCUUUCACGUUGGCCAUUUGCUUUCAUUUUAUAGAUCACCUAUGUAUGUAUGUAUGUAUGCUAUGUAUUCAUUAAUUUGUUUUUACACGAGACUGUCCCGAGUUUUACUGCCAUUGUAACAUGUUUGACUAAUGGAACACUUUCUAAUGACAAAAAGUACAGAUUACCAGUAAAUGCAUUUUUAUGUUUAUAUUAUACGUAAUCUGUAUAUUGAAUUGGUGGUUGUCCUAAUGUUUGUAGCAGUCCAAACUGGACUUUACCUCACAAUAAUUUCGUAUGUAUGAAAAAUAUAUAUUAAGAAAUAAAAUGAAGCUUGAGCUAAUACAAACAUUAGGAUGAUUAAAAACACAUUAAAUAUUCCCACAUCAAUAUCGUGAACAGCAAAAUGUAUUUUAUAUUGAAUUUUAGUGGUUAAGAACAAUUACAAUGGCAGAAAACUUAGAACAGAUAUUUCAAACCUCAGAAGCUAAAACCGAAAUGAUCUGUAAUGUCAAGAAUUACAAGAAUUUGUUAAAAGAGAUCUCCAAGACAAGAAAAGGGCCUAAGGUAAUUUGUUCCUUCUAUAAAACAAACAGUGUUGAUCAUGUUUCGCAGAAAUCACCUUGUGCUGUGAGAAUAAACCAAAAUGCAAACUCC